Molecule: messenger RNA, 6454 nt
Organism: Esox lucius (northern pike)
Lineage: Eukaryota; Metazoa; Chordata; Actinopteri; Esociformes; Esocidae
Gene: igf1ra
Product: insulin-like growth factor 1a receptor
Exons: 21
Coding region: 897-5132 (1411 amino acids)
Biological process (GO): positive regulation of kinase activity; insulin-like growth factor receptor signaling pathway; glucose homeostasis
Cellular component (GO): insulin receptor complex; membrane; axon
Molecular function (GO): insulin receptor activity; insulin receptor substrate binding; ATP binding
Source: RefSeq, a predicted model, not a curated record
GAGAGCGGAGCUGACUCUGGUUUACAGCGUGGAUUCUACGGACGUACUAGACCAACAACGAGGGCAACUAGUAGGAUUGCUGCUAACGAGAGCUGUACGGGAAAACGAUAAAACACAAUAACUGACGAUUGAAUUUGUUGCAAGUUGCCUACAUCUUACCAAAGGCGUACUCCACGCCAGCCAAAGCUCGGAAGCUCGAUAGUCUACUCUUGCGUGGCAUAUAAGUCUGACUGCGUUGACUGCAAAGACAGUGCAGGGGGGAUAAAGGGGGUGCGAUUUGGUGAAACGAUUUAUGUUCUGGCGGAUAUUUUGGAUUGCGCCUUGUUGGAGGGCUCAUUGAAGACAGUUACGUUUAUUUCCCAUCUCAGCCGCCACCCUGUGGUCCUGGCCCUUGAUUUUCCUAAUGCCCAUCACUUAGACGGAAAUUAAUGAUAGAAGAUCGGAAUUCACUUUGGUCUUCAAGUGAAUAUCGUUCGAUUAUCAGUCAUAAAAGCUCGUGCGCACCAUUACUGGUGUUUCAAGAGAUGGAGACUGAGGAUGCGGAUUACUAUCAUCUGUCGAGUACAGUCAGUGGCACGAAUGUCUUGCCAGCCUCCCGUAAAUCAUUGCUUUUUUGGCAAGAAUAGCGAUUUGUUGAAAUUUAUUUCAAGUUAUUUAUUUGUUAUUACCCCUAUGUACCCCUAUAGGCCUACACACAAACCUGAUACUCGGAAGAAGACUUAUAUCCUCUGAACACGGAUUUAUAUCGACCUGUCAAACAGUGUUUAUCUACUGGACCACGUUUUUUUAAUUCUUUGUUUUAAAAUAUUGUUUUGUUAUAUUAGUGGCAUCAUCUCCCUUCCACUAUUUUGGAAUAAAGUUAUUUGCUUUUAAGAGAGGUGAAUAACUAAUCAGGAAUGAGAUCUGGGACAGAGAGGACUAAUUCGACCUUGUUUUUGGGUCUGGUGCUGUCUGUCUCUACUUUCUGCCUGUGGUCCGCAAAUGGAGAAAUCUGUGGUCCAAGUAUCGACAUCCGCAAUGACAUCAGUGAGUUCAAGCGUUUGGAGAACUGCACGGUGGUGGAGGGCUACCUGCAGAUCCUUCUCAUCGGAGACAAGACCAACAACCUCAACCAGGAACUGUUCCGUUCCCUCAGCUUCCCCAAGCUGACCGUCAUCACAGACUACCUGCUCCUUUUCCGCGUCUCUGGUCUGGACAGCCUCAGCACACUCUUUCCCAACCUCACAGUCAUCCACGGACGCAACCUCUUCUACAACUAUGCCCUGGUGAUCUUCGAGAUGACCAGUCUGAAGGACAUCGGCCUGUACAACCUGAGGAACAUCACGCGAGGGGCCAUCCGCAUUGAGAAGAAUCCGGAGCUCUGCUACCUGGACUCUGUGGACUGGUCUCUAAUCAUGGAUGCAGAGUUCAACAACUUCAUCGCCGGGAACAAGCAGUCCAAGGAGUGUGGUGACGUUUGCCCAGGCAUCAUGGAGGACAACCAACAGUGCAUCAAGACCAGCUUUAAUGGCAACUUUAACUCUCGCUGCUGGACAUCCAACCACUGCCAGAAAGUGUGCCCAGAGAAGAAAUGUGAGCGGAGGGCCUGUACGGACAGUGGUGAUUGUUGCCAUGCCCAGUGCCUGGGGAGCUGCACGGAGCCAGAAAACGACAUGGCAUGUGCAGCCUGCCUGCACUACUACCACGAGGGCCGCUGCGUGGAGGACUGCCCCCCAGACACGUACAAGUUUGAGGGCUGGCGCUGCAUCACCAUGGACCUGUGUGCCCGCGUCCAUCUUCCAAGCGACUUUGAUUUCGUCAUCCACGGCGGAGAGUGCAUGCCCGAGUGUCCAUCGGGAUUCACACGCAAUGAGAGCAAUAGUAUGUUCUGCAGCGGCUGUGACGGCCUGUGUGAUAAGAUCUGUGACUCUAAGACCAUCGACUCUGUGGACGCCGCUCAGUCUCUAAUGGGCUGCACAGUAAUCAAAGGCAAUCUGCAGAUCAACAUCCGGCGUGGCAAUAACAUUGCCUCGGAACUGGAGAGCUUCAUGGGUCUGAUCCAGACAGUGACAGGCUAUGUGAGGAUCCGCCACUCCCACACGCUUGGCUCGCUCUCCUUUCUCAAGAGCCUUCGCUACAUCAACGGGGAGGAGCUCAUGGAAGGGAUGUAUGCUUUCUCUGCCAUCGAUAACCAGCGCCUGCAGUACCUGUGGGACUGGACCCAGCACAACCUAACCAUCAAGGCUGGGAGGCUGUCCUUCCGCUUCAACCCUAAACUGUGCAUGUCUGAAAUCCACAAGAUGUGGGAGAUGACCGGCAUCACUGAGAAGUUUGAGGAGGAUUUCCGCAACAACGGGGACAGGGCCAGUUGUGAGAGUCACAUCCUGAUGUUCAAGUACAACAGCACAAUGAGUAACCGGAUCAAGCUGACCUGGGAGCGCUAUCGACCACCAGACUACAGAGACCUCAUCAGCUUCAUUGUCUACUACAAGGAGGCACCGCACCAGAAUAUCACUGAGUUUGAUGGGCAGGACGGGUGUGGGUCCAACAGCUGGAACAUGGUUGACGUGGACCUCCCUCAGGACAGCCAGGUAGACCCUGGUGUACUGCUGUCCCCACUGAAGCCCUGGACCCAGUAUGCCAUAUUUGUCAAGGCCAUCACCUUGGUGGUGGAGGACAAACACACUCCGGGAGCCAAGAGCAACAUUGUCUACAUACGCACAAGCCCCUCCGAGCCAUCUAUGCCAAUGGAUGCCCGUGCAUAUGCCAACUCGUCCUCCAAGCUGGUGGUGAAAUGGUCCCCGCCCCUCAACCCUAACGGCAAUUUGACCUAUUACCUGGUUCGCUGGCAGCAGCAAGCUGAAGACAGGGAGCUGUACCAACACAACUACUGCUCCAAAGAGCUGAAGAUCCCUAUCAGAAUCUCAGCCACAGGCUUGGCAGACAUAGAGGAGGACACCAAGCCCACCAAAUCAGACCUGUCUGGGGGGGACAAGGGCCGCUGCUGCCCCUGCCCUAAGACCAAGGAGGACCUGAAAGCAGAGAUAGAUGAUGCUUCCUACCGCAAAGUCUUUGAGAACUUCCUGCACAACUCCAUUUUCACCCCCAGGCCACCAGACCGGCGGCGAAGGGACCUGUUUGGUGUGGCUAAUGCGACACUGGCACGGGGUGGCAACAGCACAGGCCUGGAGGGUAAUGGGACAGAACGAGAGCCCCCUGAAAGGGAGUUCCCCUUCAUACAGGACCAGAGCAAGACGGAGUUCAUUGAGAUUUCCAACCUGCAGCCCUUCACUGUCUACCGCAUUGACAUCCAUGCCUGCAACAAGGAGGUAGAGCGUUGCAGCGCCGGUGCCUUUGUGUUCUCCCGGACCAAACCCGCUGAAAAAGCGGACGACAUCCCAGGCAGGGUGCUCCAGGAGAGGGAUGAGAAGGCAGAGGGUUCGGUGCUGCUGAGAUGGCCGCAUCCUGUCAAACCCAACGGCCUCAUCCUGAUGUAUGAGAUCAAGUUCCGCCAGGGCACUGAGCCUGAGAAACACGAGUGUGUGUCACGACAGCACUACGGGGUUCACCGAGGAGCUCGUCUGACCAACCUGGGCUACGGGAACUAUUCUGCCCAUGUCCGGGCCACCUCCCUGGCAGGGAAUGGGUCCUGGACUGAGCCUGUGUUCUUCUAUGUGCCACCACCCAAACGGGAUUAUGACAACGCUUUCUAUCUGGUCAUCAUCAUUCCCAUCAUUGUCAUAAUCCUGAUCGCCAGUCUCAUCAUGGCCCUCUUCUUGGUCAACAAAAAGAGGAACAGUGACAGGCUGGGGAACGGCGUCCUCUAUGCUUCUGUCAACCCUGAGUACUUCAGCGCUGCAGAAAUGUAUGUUCCAGACGAGUGGGAGGUGGCCAGAGAGAAGAUCACCAUGCACAAGGAGUUGGGCCAGGGUUCCUUUGGCAUGGUGUAUGAGGGCCUGGCUAAGGGUGUGGUUAAGGACGAGGCGGAGACCCACGUGGCCAUCAAGACGGUCAAUGAGUCGGCCAGCAUGAGGGAGAGGAUCGAGUUCCUCAACGAGGCCUCCGUCAUGAAGGAGUUUAACUGUCACCACGUGGUGCGUCUGCUGGGCGUGGUGUCCCAGGGCCAGCCCACCUUGGUGAUCAUGGAGCUAAUGACCCGUGGAGACCUGAAGAGCCACCUGCGAUCCCUCCGCAAAGAGAACAUGUCCAGCCAGGUCCUGCCCCCGCUGAAGAAGAUGAUCCAGAUGGCAGGGGAGAUUGCAGAUGGCAUGGCAUACCUUAACGCCAACAAGUUUGUCCACAGAGACUUGGCUGCCAGAAACUGCAUGGUGGCAGAGGACUUCACCGUCAAGAUUGGAGACUUUGGCAUGACACGAGACAUCUAUGAGACAGACUACUACCGGAAAGGAGGGAAGGGCCUUCUGCCAGUUCGCUGGAUGUCCCCGGAGUCGUUGAAAGAUGGUGUGUUCACCACAAACUCGGAUGUCUGGUCUUUUGGAGUGGUCUUGUGGGAGAUUGCCACCUUGGCUGAGCAGCCCUACCAGGGCAUGUCCAACGAGCAGGUGCUGCAUUUCGUUAUGGAGGGAGGACUUCUGGACAAGCCAGACAACUGCCCUGACAUGCUGUUUGAGCUGAUGCGGAUGUGCUGGCAGUACAACCCUAAGAUGCGUCCCUCCUUUCUGGAGAUCAUCAAUAGCCUCAAGGAAGAGCUGGAGCCUCCCUUCAGCGAGAUGAGCUUUUUCUUCAGUGAAGAGAACAAGCCCCCAGACACGGAGGAGCUGGACAUGGAAGUAGAGAACAUGGAGAACGUGCCACUGGACCCUGCACCCAGCAGGCCACCCACUGCUGUCCCCCAGCCACCCCAGGGACCCAUGGGGACUACAGGGGUCUUAGCAUCCUCUCCUCCCCAGCAGUUGUCCCCAAUGCAGGGUCCUUCCAGUACCCUGAUGGGCCCUGGCUCUCCCUCCACUUCUUCCCCUGUUGCCUCUACUUACCCAGGCCUGGCCUUGGACAAGCACUCAGGACAGGUAUCAGCCAAUGGGCCAGUGGUGAUGCUGCGGCCUAACUUUGACGAGAUGCAGAACUACGCUCAUAUGAACGGGGGCCGCAAGAACGAGCGUGCACUGCCACUGCCCCAGUCCUCAGCCUGCUGAUCCCCAACCCCUCUCCUCCCCAUGCCAGAUUACACCCCCACCUCUUCCUCCUUUUCUUACACAGGGUAACAAACUUCUGCCCCACUUUAGUUCUAAUGGGGUGAUGGAUGGGUGAAUGACUGACAGACAUUACCCCACUCCUUACAUUUUAAGAUAAUGUCAUCAAGAUUUACGAUUGAAAAACUGGGACUGAGGAACAGCACAGAAACAUGCUAGAGUCUUUCAGUAUGGUGGUUCUGGCUCACGCUCAACAACCACGCUGGGAAGCUCUGGUGUUUCUUUCUUGUAUAGUAUUUUUACUUAAAAAUCCUUUAAGGACAGAAAUACAGGCUUAUCUUCCCUGACUGACAGGUAUUGUAACUGAGAGACAAUAGCAAAAAGAGAAUUGUAAGCAUAUCUGCCAGCAAAUCCAACAGAAGAGCACUUUUAGAUUAUUUCAGAGAGAAUGUUGUGUAUAUCUGGGUGUGUGUUGAUUUCUAUACCAACACGAUUCUCUCGACAGUAAAAUUUAGCUCAUCUAAACUUUCCACCAAUAUACUUUUUUUGUUGUGUUCUGGACUAGGAUCAUGUUUUUUCUGUCAAUACUCCUGGGUCAGAGGGAAUUCUUUCAAGAGGGAUCGAUACGAUUGAAUUCCAGAUAUUGUAAAUCUACUAAAAAAUGAAAAUGUUCUCCCUCUUUAUCUUAAUUUGGAAACAUGGAGAGAAAUAGAAUCAAGCAUCUUAAAAUUCCUAGUGUAUUCAGAUUUUCUACUCUAUUGCAAUCAAACUGUAAAAUAAUUAUGCCUGUUUUCUCUCAUGUUUUUUUUGGUUCACAUCAGAGCCCUUAUUUGCAGAGUCCUUCUAUUGAAUAUGUAAUCUGAGAGACAAAUCACCAACAGAGACAAUGAGCAUAAAAAGAUUUGCUGCCAAAAAUGCUAAACAUACAGAGACAAACCUGAAGUGGAAUUGGAUGCCAUUAGAUCACUUCUGACACAAGGAGAACUUAAGGACUCAACAGAACUCUACCUUGAGAGCACACACAUCUGAUAAAGGCAAUUGUGAAGUUGUGCACAGCAGGUUUUGCUUUUAGACAUUAGUCUAAACAUUUUAGUCAUUAGUCUCUCUGUACAAUUCAAAUAUUUCUAUUAUGGUCUUACAGUUGUAUGUUAGACCUUAGGAUAAUUUCCCCAUACAUCAUUGGUUUGUCACUUUUAUAACUUUUAUACGAUUCAAAUGUUCGCCUCUAUGUCUGUACAGAAUGAAGCUGCUAUUUUAUUCUUUUUCUUUUUUGGAUGUGUGUGUGUGCGUGUGCGUGCGUGUGCGUGCGUGUGUUUGUGUGUGUU